This is a messenger RNA of Aethina tumida (small hive beetle), 476 nucleotides long. RefSeq names its product mitochondrial import inner membrane translocase subunit Tim8 (gene Tim8). The transcript is spliced from 2 exons. The record is from RefSeq and is a predicted model, not a curated record. NCBI's taxonomy places the organism in Eukaryota, Metazoa, Arthropoda, Insecta, Coleoptera, Nitidulidae. Bases 87 to 365 code for a protein of 92 amino acids.
CAGUAGUCGAUUGUCAAAACUAAUUGGCAAGUUACGAGUGUAAAUUUCCCGUUUUGAAAAUCAGAAUAAAACAAACUUCCCACAAAAUGUCCGAUUUCGAUUCAUCGUUUUCCGAAGGCUUGGGCAAAGGCGGCGACAAAGAAUUGCAGGAGUUCCUCAUGGUCGAGAAACAGAAAGCCCAAUUCAAUGCGCAGAUCCAUGAAUUCAAUGACUUCUGCUGGGAUAAGUGCGUCGACAAACCGUCGAACAAGUUGGACAGCAGGACCGAAACCUGCCUGACAAACUGUGUGGACAGGUUCAUCGAUGUGUCGCUGUUGAUCACCAACCGAUUUUCGCAGCUUUUGCAGAAAAGUGGUGGAAUGUAGACGUCUUACGUUAAGACUAGAUUAACUGAGUUUUUGUUGUUUUAUACCAGGAAUUGUUACUAUAUGUCUGUAUGGUAUAUUUUGUUAGGGAUUAAAUAGUGAGGAAAUUUA